AUGUCGUUGAAAGAGGAAUUCGCGACGCGCAACUUCAGUAUCUACGGGCAAUGGCUCGGUAUUCUAGCGAUGCUACUCUGCUUCGCCCUCGGCAUCGCCAACAUCUUCACCUUCAACGUCUUCAUCAUCAUCUUCUCCGUGCUGUGCCUUGUCUCUUCCUUCAUCAUCCUCUUUGUCGAAGUGCCCCUUCUCCUGCGCAUCUGCCCGACCUCGUCGACCUUCGAUAAUGCCAUCCGCAAGAUCUCGACCAACUACAUGCGUGCCGGUGCCUACGGCGUCAUGGCCCUCGUCCAGUGGCUCUCCAUCAUCGCGCGUCCCACCUCCCUCAUCGCGGCCGCCAUCUUGCUGAGCGCUACCGGCGUCUGUUACCUGCUUGCGGGCAUCAAGGGCCAGGCGUUCGUUGGGAGCAAGACCCUCGGUGGUGCUGGAGUUGCGCAGAUGAUUGUGUAA
Messenger RNA from Thermochaetoides thermophila DSM 1495, 450 nucleotides. RefSeq lists its product as uncharacterized. Gene Ontology annotation, cellular component: Golgi membrane. Bases 1 to 450 code for a protein of 149 amino acids. The transcript has 4 exons. Gene Ontology annotation, biological process: vesicle-mediated transport. NCBI's taxonomy places the organism in Eukaryota, Fungi, Ascomycota, Sordariomycetes, Sordariales, Chaetomiaceae. The record is from RefSeq and is a predicted model, not a curated record.